AUGGAGUUGUUAGAUAGAAUGGAGGCACACAACGAAAUUCAAUCUACACAUCUUCAUAGCCUAGAGAUACAAGUUGCUCGGUUAGCUAGUGCUUUGCAAGACACAAACCAAGAAGGAUUAUUAACCAAAAUCGAAGCUACUCCAAUACAACAUGCCAUGUCCAUAGAGUUGAAAGGUGAUGAUGCUUUAGUAGAAUAUCCUCCCACAAAGGUUCACAUUGAGAUUGAAAGAGAAAAGUGUGAGAAUAGUGAACUUGAAACUUUGAUUUCCCGCCCAUCUACAACAUCCGCAAGCGUAAAUGUCAAAAGUGGAGCGGAAUUUGGUACUACGGAGCAAAAUACUCUUAUCACUACGAAAAACAAUCCAAGGGAGCAACUCAAGGCGGUUGAACUUAGAAGUGGGAAGAUUCUUAAGAAGUCUAGUGGAAAAAGGCCAAGAAUUAAGGAAGAUGAACCCCAAGUGGUGGUAGAUGUUGCUAGCUCUAGUCAAGAGCCACUCAAGGCUAGUGAGGAGGCUUUGAUUGAAGUAGAGGAACCUUAUGUGAGACCACCUCCACCUCCACUGUUUGUCCCUAAGGUCCCAUUUCCGGGUAGAUUGAAGAAAGUUCCCGACACUCAAAAGCUCCACAAGUUCUUGGAGAUUCAAAAAGCUCCAAAUCAAUCUAAGUCUUGUGGAUGCUUUGAGGGAAAUGCCUCAAUAUGCAAAACGUUUCUCAAAGACAUCAUGAACAAGAUGAGUUGGGAGAAAGACGGCACCAUUUCCUUAACGGAAAGUAGUAGUUCCAUCAUACAAAAUGACUUGCCAAGCAAAAUAAAAUAUCCAGGGAGUUUUACUAUUCCUUGUACUAUUGGAAACAUGAAUUUUAUUAAUCGCUUGUGUGAUUUGGGUCUUAGCAUUAAUUUGAUGCCUUUGUUUCUUUUUAGGUCCUUAUUUGGUGAUCAUCUGGUGAAGCGCACCUUAAUGGUAUUGCAACUCGCUGAUCACUCUCUUAUGAAGUCGUAUCGUUUGGUCGAAGAUGUGCUUGUUAAAGUGGAUAAAUUCAUCUUUCCAGUGAAUUUUGUGAUCUUAGACUAUGUGGUGGAUAAGGAGUGCCCUACGAUCCUUGGUCGGCCAUUCAUGAAUACCGGCCGGGCUUUAAUUGAUGUGCACGCCGGAAAGCUUGCUUUGAGACUCGAUAAAGAAAAGGUCAAAUUUGACAUGAAGAGAGUGAUGCGGAAUGCCAUCGAGGAGGAAGAAUGCAUGAGGAUGGAAUUGGUUGAGAAGUAA
Mercurialis annua (annual mercury) is the source of this 1266-nucleotide messenger RNA. RefSeq lists its product as uncharacterized. The transcript is spliced from 2 exons. The coding region runs from base 1 to 1266 and encodes 421 amino acids. The record is from RefSeq and is a predicted model, not a curated record. Lineage: Eukaryota; Viridiplantae; Streptophyta; Magnoliopsida; Malpighiales; Euphorbiaceae.